This is a messenger RNA of Drosophila arizonae, 657 nucleotides long. RefSeq names its product salivary glue protein Sgs-5. NCBI's taxonomy places the organism in Eukaryota, Metazoa, Arthropoda, Insecta, Diptera, Drosophilidae. The record is from RefSeq and is a predicted model, not a curated record.
AUUGUGAUUAAUUAAACAACGCAAAUGAUAACGGCUGAAAGGCAAAUCGGUAUAAAUGCGAGCUUCAGAUGAGUCAAAAUUCUAGUUUCACAACUGCAACAUGUGUAAAUUGUCGUUCUCCAUCGCACUGUGCGCCGUAUUCGUCUGUCUGAGCACGGCUCUGUCCCGGUGUUGCCCUCGGAAAUGCGAGCUCGCAUUUCGCUGCGAUCCCUUUUACAGGGAACCAGUGUGGAGUAUUGUUGAUGGAUUCUGCCGAGGCUUCCAGAAUAGCUGCAUAUUCGAAUCGGAGAACUGCAAUCGUGUGAACAGCUGCCGGAGAGCUUUGGUAAGAACAACUCGAGAGGCGUGCAAGAAACGUUGCGUUCAGAUCUGCCCACUGGGCGGCAGUGGAGUCUGUGCCACAUUCGCAGAUACUAGCAGGGAAGGCGCCCGCAUAACGAGCACCAGAACUUUCCUGAAUCGCUGCCUCUUGGAUCAACACUCCUGCGUAAACGGAAUACCGUAUAUCGGAGUAGAAGAGGGCGAAUGCAGGCAAUAAGUACCUUAACUAAAAUUGAGUUGAGUUGAAGUACCGGAACUUGGAUAUUUCAUCAGACAAAAGCGAAAGUGCACAGCUCGAACCGAUCACUUGUUAUUGACCCCCAACAAGUGUUAAAG